AUGAAAUUAUCAUUAUUGUUUGUACUUGUAAUAUUAAGUACUUUACUUAUUAAAACCUAUGCUGAAACUGAACAAGUAGAAUUGUUUGGUGAAUUAUUUGGAUGUGGACAUGCAUGUGGUGGAAGUUGUGCCUGUGACUCUGAAUGUAAUUCAAAUAACCCAUGUGGUGUAUCAAAAUGUGUAAAUGGUAAAUGCUCUACCACUACUAUCCCAUGUCCAUCGAUGAAGUGUGGUGGCAAGGGUACCUGCAAUCCAAAGGACGGAAAGUGCUACUAUGACCAAUCCUCUGAUAACUGUUGCUCUGAUAACAACGCCUGCACCAUUGACGAUUUUGACUCGUGUAAGGGUUGCUCCAACAAGCCAAGAGUAUGUGACGACAGAAACCCAUGCACCUUUGACAGUUGCUCCAACUCGACCGGAUGUACCUAUACCCCAAUUCCAGGUUGUUGUUCAGAAAAUUGUGAUUGUGACGACAAGAAUGACUGUACCGAAGACAACUGCUACGGUGGAAAGUGUAGCAACCGUCCCAUUACCGGGUGCUGUAGUUCUGAUUCUCAAUGCAACAGAGGGUCUGCUUGUACCAUCGACCGUUGCGUCAAGGGCAAGUGUGUCAUCUCACCCAAGUCUUGUAGCACCAAUGGAAACAAGUGUGUCACCAGUUCAUGCGACAACACCUAUGGUUGUGUAACCAAGCCAAUCUCUUGUAACGACAACAAUGCCUGUACCUAUGACAGCUGUUCCAACUCGACCGGAUGUACCAACACUCCAAUCCCAGGUUGUUGUUCAGAAAAUUGUGAUUGUGACGACAACAACUCGUGUACCUCUGACUCUUGCCAAAAUGGAAAGUGUGUCUUUACUCCAAUCAAAAAUUGUUGUUCUGGAGACAACCAAUGUUCGACUGGAAACAAGUGUAGCAAUGAUCGUUGUGUAAGAAACAAGUGUGUCAGCACCCCAAUCUUUGGCUGUUGUUCGGGAGACAAUGAAUGCUCUGACGGUAACAAGUGUACCACUGAUCGUUGUGUCAACAACAAGUGUACCUACACCCCAUCCUACUGUAACCCACUCGCCUGCGGUGCCUCUGGACGUUGUAACCCAUUCGACGGCCAAUGUGACUACACUCCAGACAAGGACUUUGAAAAGUGUUGUGAAGAUGGAAACAAGUGUACCACCUCCAAGUGGGAUGGCAGAAAGGGAUGUACCCACGUACCCAAGUCUUGUAACGACAACAACGCCUGUACCUAUGACAGCUGUUCUAACUCGACCGGAUGUACCAACACCCCUAUCCCAGGUUGUUGUACAGAGGAUUGUAAUUGUGACGACAAGAACCCAUGUACAAAUGACAGCUGCUUCAAUGGCAAGUGUCAAAACAAACCAAACGGUCUCUGCUGCAGUGGAAAUGGUGAUUGCCAAGAUGGAGAUGAAUGCACAAUCGACACUUGCGUCGCUGGUCGUUGUCAACACGCCAAAAUGAACUGUGAUGAUGGUCUCCGUUGUACCAAUGACAAGUGUGUUGCCGGUAAAUGUGUUUACACUUGUAAGGAUUGUGAUGAUUAUUAA
This is a messenger RNA of Cavenderia fasciculata, 1557 nucleotides long. RefSeq names its product prestalk protein. The transcript has 2 exons. Bases 1 to 1557 code for a protein of 518 amino acids. The record is from RefSeq and is a predicted model, not a curated record. NCBI's taxonomy places the organism in Eukaryota, Evosea, Eumycetozoa, Acytosteliales, Cavenderiaceae.